AGGAAAAUUUCUCUCUCUAGUGUGUAUUCGUGAUUUGGAUCCGUAUUCUUUCUUUUUGGUCGCCGAUAAUCUCAUCAGGUUCGCUAUCUUUCUAUUCUCAUGUAUUGAUUCUUAAGAGCUUUUGUUUUGGGCGUUGAUUCGAUCAUACGGUUCGUCAUCAUCCAUGGGUUUUCAACAGUCGACGGCGAUUGGAUCAGAUUCAUCGAUGAGGAUUUUGAGAUUUAGAUCUUAUUUAUGUUUCUCUUUGUUCGGAUUGAUUAAGGAUUAUAGUCUAGGCUUUUUGUGGUUUCUUGUUAAAAUCUUCAUUCCCUGUAAAAUGUAUGCUGCGGACUGUGCCUAUUCUCUUCCGGAUGUUAUAUAUAGAAUCAAGAACGAAUAUCGAGAUCGACGAGUAUACGAGAAAUUCUGGUUUGAAUGUGGGGACUUUUCUUGGGCUUCUAUGAAGAGGAUCAGAUUUGUGGUUGAUUUCCUUUUUGCCUGCUUCCGAUUUAGGUUUUGGAUUUUUAUGGUGCAUAAAGAAAUGGAUAUUCAUCUCACUUGUACAGUGAAGAUUUCCAACAGUUUUUAUUUGACGGGAACAGCUCUCCUACACCCUGGCUUAUCUUGCAUCAUGUUAGUUCAGAUUCUGAUAUAUCCGUUAUGGUAUUUUUCGUUUAGCAUUCGGUGAUGGAUGUCAAGGCAGCAAGGAGGGUCCCAAUCUUUAACCGAGUAGGAGGACAUCCUGUGAGAAACGAAGUCUGCACCUUCUGGCUUAAGGGAAAAUGCAAUAGAAAUCCAUGUAAGUUCAUGCACAGAGAGUCACCACCUCCUCAAAGUGAGAAAAAGUCCCAUUCACCUCCAGGGCGUGAUUUUCAUCGAAAUCACUCUAGAAAUUUGACCUGGAGGAAACCCAAUAAUUGUAUCCCCAAAACUGGGGAUGAAGGCAGAGUGGAAAGAAGAAGCAAGAACACUCCACAGAAAGUAUCUACGAUUAACAUAACCACCAAGCACAACCAAACAGAUCAAGAAAUAAUGAAUGCUACAAAUGAGAAGGAUGGAAGCACACAUGCCCUAGCAAAUGGUUUGGAAACUGCCGAGAGUAUUGUUCAAGAAACUCUCCCAAAACAAUGUCAGGACUGGCUCACUGGCAACUGUAUUCGUGGAGAGAAGUGCACGGAUAAACACUCUUGGUUCUAUGGUUCCGGAUUCAAAAUGUUGGCAAAGUUAGAGGGACACAGCAAGGCUAUUUCUGGAAUUUGCCUCCCAUCUGGUCACACUAAGCUUUAUUCGGGUGGGGAUGAUGGUUGUGUCCGAGCUUGGGACUGCCAUAGUGGUCAGUGUGCUGGUUUGGAAAAUCUGAACUGUGGGAUACGGUGUAUGGUCACUGAAGGUCAAUGGCUUUUUGUUGGAUUGCAUGAUGCUGUUAAGGCUUGGAACUUUGAAAGUCAAACUGGAUAUACUCUUUACACUGGAGGUGGUGUAAUUUGUAGCAUGGCUUCUGAUGACAACAUCUUGUUUGCUGGAACAGAGGAUGGUUCCAUAUUGGUAUGGAGAUGGCAAUCUGGAAGCAGCAAUGCUCCUGAACCAGCUGCAUUGCUGAAGGAACACACGGGUGCUGUGUGUUCACUUGUUAUAGGAUCUGGAUCUAAGCGACUCUAUUCUGGUUCCAAAGAUUCUACAAUCAAGGUGUGGGAUGUGCAAUCGUUGCAGUGUUUGCAGACGUUGCACGGGCAUACAAGUGAUGUGACGGCUGUCCUUUGUUGGGAGUACUUUCUGUUAACGGCUUCCCUUGACAAAACGAUAAAGGUUUGGGCUUCCUCAGAAAAUGAAACCAUACAAAUGGUUUAUGAGAUGAAAAAUGAUCAUGGAGUGAUUGCCCUUGCCGGUAUACACGACUUAGAAGCUAAGCCAAUUCUACUAUGUUCUUACACCGACAACACUGUUCGCCUAUUUGAGUUGCCAACAUUCUCCGAACGAGGCAGAAUAUUUUCAAGGCACCGCAUUGAAGUGAUUCGGAACGACGGCGACGUCGAGGGACUCUUUUUCACCGGAGAUGCUUCCGGGGAGCUCUUUGUCUGGAAGAUGCUUUGAUCUCCAUAAUACUUUAAAUUCUUUUCUAUGUAAAUUCUCACCCAUUUUACAACAUUAUU
Molecule: messenger RNA, 2129 nt
Organism: Andrographis paniculata
Lineage: Eukaryota; Viridiplantae; Streptophyta; Magnoliopsida; Lamiales; Acanthaceae
Product: zinc finger CCCH domain-containing protein 17-like
Exons: 9
Coding region: 667-2070 (467 amino acids)
Molecular function (GO): protein binding; metal ion binding
Source: RefSeq, a predicted model, not a curated record